AGUCAGUCGACAAUGUUCAAGAGAGACCGAGUAAUUUUUUGAUAAUGUGGGUUUGCUUGAAGUAUUGACAAAUCACGUGUUAUAAAUGAAUUAAACCCUAUACGCAGUACAUACUAUAUUAUGAAACGAAAUGAAUUACGCGCCCCAUCCGUCCUGGAUAUUUGACAAGAGAAUACCCUGGGAGGGAAGGGAAUAGAUCGAAGGUCGAAGAGUGAAAGGGCAGUAAAGAGCGAAAGCAAGAAGAGGGACGAUGCCAGUUGCACGACCUGAAUCAUCUGAUGCAAGGAUCAUCGCUCACAUCGACAUGGAUUGCUUUUACGUUCAAGUGGAGCAGCGUAAGCAACCAAAUUUAAGAGGUAAGCCCACUGCUGUGAUACAAUAUAACUCCUGGAAAGGUGGGGGCCUGAUUGCUGUCAGCUAUGAGGCCCGCGAAUACGGGGUGAAGCGUUCGAUGAGAGGUGAUGAGGCUAAGCAAGUUUGCCCACAAAUUCAGCUUGUCCGAGUCCCAGUUGCUCGUGGUAAAGCUGACUUGAGCAUAUACCGAAAUGCGGGUUCAGAGGUGGUUUCUAUUUUUGCAAGGACAGGUCGAUGUGAGCGGGCUUCAAUUGAUGAAGUGUAUCUUGACCUUACUGAUGCUGCAGAAAUAAUGCUGGCAGAAACUCCUCCAGAGAGCUUGGAAGCAAUUCCUGAAGAAGUUCUUAAAUCACAUGUUUUGGGGCUUAAUCAGGAUGGAAAUGAUGUUGAUGAAAAUGUUAGGGAGUGGCUCCGUAGGAGUAAUGCUGAUCACCGUGAUAAAUUGUUAGCCUGUGGGGCUCUUAUUGUUGCAGAACUAAGGUUGCAAGUUUUGAAGGAGACUGAAUUUACAUGUUCUGCUGGGGUCGCUCAUAAUAAGAUGCUGGCCAAACUGGCAAGUGGUAUGAAUAAACCUGCACAACAAACUGUUGUUCCCUUCUCAUCUGUAAUGGGAUUGCUCAAACCUUUACCUAUAAAGAAAAUGAAACAACUUGGGGGAAAGCUUGGGAGUUCCUUGCAAGUUGACCUUGGUGUGAAUACUGUUGGGGAUCUAUUGCAGUUUUCCGAGGAGAAACUACAAGAAUGUUAUGGCAUAAAUACCGGUACCUGGUUAUGGAAUAUUGCAAGGGGGAUCAGUGGGGAAGAGGUUGAGGGUCGCCUUCUUCCCAAGAGUCAUGGUUCUGGGAAAACGUUUCCUGGACCUAGGGCUCUGAAAACGACUGCUUCUGUUGAACACUGGCUUAAUGAACUUUGUGAAGAACUCAGUGAACGUCUUCACUCUGAUCUGGACCAGAAUAAGCGAAUCGCACACACUCUCACUCUGCAUGUUAGAGCAUACAAGUCUGGUGACUCAGAUUCCCAUAAAAAAUUUCCUUCCAAGUCAUGUCCAUUAAGGUAUGGGACUGCCAAGAUUCAAGAAGAUGCCUUUAACCUGUUUCAAGCUGGAUUGCGCGAAUAUCUUGACUUAUUCAGAGUUAAGAUUCAAAAUAGUCAAUACAAUGGAUGGGGGAUAACAGCUCUUUCUGUCUCGGCCGGUAAAAUAGUUGCUAUACCAUCUGGAACAUGUUCAAUCACAAAAUACUUUCAUGGCCAAGAUCAAUCUUUCUCUUACCCAAAGCAAUCAAAUGACAGAUUCAUCCAAGAAGCUGAAUUAUCGUCAGCAUCUGGAAGUGAUACCUAUCAGACUGAGCCUAAAACAGAACUAUGUGGGGAAGAAAUUGGGAUUAAGAAUGUCAUGCCUAGUUUGGAUCAACAUGAACACGAAAGAAAGAUGAUAAAAGAGCAGGAUCCAUUAUGCUCCACAAGCAAGCAGGGACAAGCUGGGUUCAGCCAUGAAACUUCAGCAGUGUUAUGCUCAGGAACCAAUAGCUGUUCUAAACUAAAUCAAAAUGAGCCACAAACAGAAAUCGCAGGGGAAGGAACUGGAAUCAAGUGUGCCACACAUGGUGUGAAAUCACAAGAGCAGAAAAAAAGGAUAUCGAGAGAAAAGGAAACGUCUUCGAUUUUGAGAUUCUUCCAAAGUCUCAACUCUUGCUCUUCUUCAAAGCAAGAGCAUGUUGAAACUGUUCGAGAAACUGAAGCAUCUACAUCCUCUGGCUCAAAGUCAGUAGGUAAUAUUUGCCCUGACCUGAUAAAAGCAGAGCCGUCUCAAGAAAUUCAACUUGCAGAGACUUGGACCAACAGUAGCGCGCUUAGUUUAGGUGGAGAUGAACAAAGAAAGGAUGUAUGGAGUUAUAACAUUGCUGAAAUUGACCCCUCCGUGAUUAAUGAAUUACCAUUGGAAAUCCAGGAUGAAGUGCGAGCUUGGCUACGACCUCACAAGCGUUCUAAUUCAGCCAGACGAGGUCCAAGUAUUGCCAAUUAUUUCUUACCUGCCAAAAACACAUAGAGAACUCCAAGUUGGGACCUGUACAUAGUUGUAAUCAUUAAUCUGCCAACUAUUAUUUUUAGUCUGCUUUCUUGCUGAUUAUUAAUGUGGAAACAGAGUCCAGAGAACCCCAAUCCCUUUCAUUUAGUCACCUGAAUCUUUUGUAAUGGGAAAUCCAACGUAAUUUAGUCCAGCCUGUGUAAAGUUUCUCCCUUUUUUCUUCUCUUACUUUUCACCGUCCUUUGGAUCCUAUUAUAAAAUUGACGUAGUAAAAAUUUGGAAGAAAUUGAAGUUCAGAGCACAGUAA
This is a messenger RNA of Cornus florida, 2687 nucleotides long. RefSeq names its product DNA polymerase eta. NCBI's taxonomy places the organism in Eukaryota, Viridiplantae, Streptophyta, Magnoliopsida, Cornales, Cornaceae. Gene Ontology annotation, biological process: error-prone translesion synthesis; response to radiation. Gene Ontology annotation, cellular component: replication fork; site of double-strand break; nucleus. The coding region runs from base 251 to 2401 and encodes 716 amino acids. The record is from RefSeq and is a predicted model, not a curated record. Gene Ontology annotation, molecular function: damaged DNA binding; DNA-directed DNA polymerase activity. The transcript is spliced from 16 exons.